Molecule: messenger RNA, 2536 nt
Organism: Cynoglossus semilaevis (tongue sole)
Lineage: Eukaryota; Metazoa; Chordata; Actinopteri; Pleuronectiformes; Cynoglossidae
Gene: ribc2
Product: RIB43A domain with coiled-coils 2
Exons: 7
Coding region: 132-1196 (354 amino acids)
Source: RefSeq, a predicted model, not a curated record
GAGAACGUCGCUCAAAUGUGCGCUCAUGUUUAGUAUUAGGGAACAUUUUACCGUGAGGCGGAAGAGGAAGUUGAAGAAAAAGAGAACGAACCAUCAGAGAUAGGUUAAGGUUCGACACACUCGUCAUCAGAAUGGACGACGUUGAACACAUCGCAGACCGUAUGGAGAGAGCGGGCGUCCAGAGACGCCGUCGGGCUGAGGUCGAGAGACGGGAGAGGAUUUUCAAUGAAAAGUGGAGAACCAUCGGGGUGGACAAACAGGCUCUGGAUAUUCAAAUGCUGGAAAAGAAGAAACAAGAAGAUGAGGAAAAUCAAAACUCCAUGGCUUAUGAAGCCCAAAUGCGGCACAACAACAGAAUAGCUUUCAUUCAGAACAUCAGAGAAGAAGAGAAGCAGCGAGCCAUCAAUAAGGAAAUUGUCAACUUCCGUGACAACUACCAGCAGCCUUACACCCGACGAGAGUACGACCUGAAUGAUCCGGAUCGCCUUAAAAAAACCAAAGGCGAGGAUGCGCAGGUGUCCCUCUGUGGUCUCCUGGGCGAGGACAAGGAGUACUAUGACAGGAUGCAGAAGCAGAGGGAGCAGUUUAACGCCUGGAUCCAACAGCAGCAGACUGAGCAGGCACUGCAAAGACAUAAACAAAAACUGGAGGAUGAGAAACACGACCAGUUGCUGGUGGACAUGGACAAACAAGCCCUGCUAACACAGAGACGUGAAAGGCAGAGGAGACUGUCAUUGAAUUUUUAUUUUUUUACCCAUUCACUCUUUUUGCUCUACACUUUGCUAAAGAUCGAAGAAAGGCGUCAACGGCAGCUGGAGUUAAAAGAUGACCUACUCACCAUGGUGGAUGAGAACCUGAUAGGUCUGGGAGUUCCAGGUCUGUGUCCAAGCCAGGAUAGGAGACCCCCACCUGAGAGCAAGCAGGACAUUAUGCAGUUCCACAAAUAUCAGAUGGAGGAGAGAAAGAGGAGGGAAUUCAAGAAGAGGCAAGAGGACAACCAGCACAGUUUUCUAAUGGUCGACUCGGCUGAAAAGGCUUUGCUUCGUGAAAAGGAACAGGAGGAGAGGAACAAGCUCGUGAGACAAAAUAUGGACCUCAUCAACGUUAAACUGGCAGAAAUGCAGAUAAAAGGGGGCAUAAAAAGAGGAAAGGUCUACGACGACUUCUUCAUGCAGUUCAACACCUGCAGCAGAUGAUGGAGAUGGAGAUGAGGCCAGGCCUGAAGACUGGCUCACCACAGCAGAGACACAGAGCCAGAGACACAGGACACGACUGCAGCAGGGAGUGCACAGACCAACACACUCACCCACUGUCAUACAGUUCAUUAUAUUUUUAUUUUUAUUCUUCCAAUAUGAUUUAAUCACAGGAAUGAUAUCUCUCACAUUUUGGCACCAGAUUCUUAAAGUGUUACCAAUGACAACAUUGGCUUUAAACACUGUCUGCUGUGGAAUUACAAUAUUUUCUAGGCAUGUGAAACAAGCUGGUACAAAACUGAAAAAAAAUCUUAUUUAACAUAUUUAAAACCAACAGAAAGUAAUUAUUUUGAAUUUUGUUCCAAGAUAAAUGUUUUAUAAUUAGUAUACCACAGUAGGUAACAGCAACUAAUGUUAAAAGGAAGAAAAACUGAACAAAUAGUAAAUCUUAAACAUCAAUAGGUUUAAAAAAAUGAUGUUUCAUAUUAAAUAGUUAUACAAUUACUGUUCCUUAAUAUUUAGGCAAUAUUUCCUCAAAGAAAUAUUCCUAGGUUUAAUCAAACUGGAUCACCAUAGCCCGAUUUACAGCAUUUCUUGUUUCAUUUUAAAAUAAUUUCUCUAUGUUAAGAAACACUUACCUUAGCCUUAAAAUUAAAGAAAAAUACUUAAAAUAUUAUUUUGUUUAUUGUCAGAAUCAUGACCAUCCAAAAUGACCAAACAUUAAGCAUCAUAUUAUGGAAUUGCCGUGUGUUAAUGAUUCACACACAAUGUGUCAGUGCUACAAUUGUUAUUUUUCAUACUGCAGUAUUUAAGAAAUACCUCAAUAUUUGAGUGGCAUCUGUUUUAGCAGUUAUACACAUUAGACCAAUCUGUCUUCAUGGAAGGAAUUAAAAACUUGUCAUCGUUCUCUUUUUUUAGGAAGUAAAUGGUACCACCUUGUGGUCAACGCAAGAAUUCCGUUUUAAUCGAUAUAUUGCAUUAUAAGAUACAUAAAGUAAACGGCUUAGAUAAUUAAUGAACUAAAAUUGUUGAAAUAUUGUCCUGUCUGCUUAAAAUAAUGAUGAUCAGAUAUGAGACAUGAUGGUGCUAAUGUGUUAUUCAGUGUUUUUAUUUUUUGAGAGACAAUUUAAGAAAUGGUUGCUGAUAUUUUUAGGAACAAAGAAUCCUUAAGAGGUGCAAAAUAAAUCCAUGGUGCUUCAGCCAGGCUCCACGGUUGUACAGGGUCAAUGCUCAAAUUAAACAAAAUGCUAAAUGUGUGUGUAUGUCUGAGGUUUUAUAUAUUUACUGUAUGAAAGCCUAAGAAUAAAAUAAUACAAUCAUGUAAAAACUCAAUUUAUUUGAAA